Exophiala aquamarina CBS 119918 is the source of this 357-nucleotide messenger RNA. RefSeq lists its product as uncharacterized. Lineage: Eukaryota; Fungi; Ascomycota; Eurotiomycetes; Chaetothyriales; Herpotrichiellaceae. The transcript has a single exon. Bases 1 to 357 code for a protein of 118 amino acids. The record is from RefSeq and is a predicted model, not a curated record.
AUGAGCGAGACAUUAUAUUUCGACUUGAUGGGAAUCACCCCCCGCGGACACUUCGACACAGCUUACGACAAGAUCGGCCCGUAUUUUGCCUCAGCAAAUAUUGCUUACAAAGAUCUAGAGGUCACGGCCGUCACUAAUGAUUUUGGAUACUCAACAAUGGUACAGCAUUAUUGGGGUAAGACAAGUGAUGGAAACGAAUUCGAUUUCACGUACCGGGUCACGGCCAUGUUUCGCAGGAUAGGCGGGAAAUUCAAGUGGAUACAUGAGCAUCUUUCCUUUCCCGUCGAUAUUGCUAGCAGAAAGGCCGACUUCAGCAGUGAGCUUGAUGCGAUGAAGUCGCUAUAUGUGCAAAGGUAG